GUUGCAGUCUAUAAUGGCAACAAGAGCAAUAAUCACGAUGUCGGAGCGGGCGAUGGAGUGCCCAGUGUGCCUGGAGACGAUGACGGCACCUAUCCUGCAGUGCCAGCGCGGGCACAGCCUCUGCAGCCGCUGCACGAGUCGCGGCCUCACGCAAUGCCCUAUUUGCCGCUCGCCCAUGACGGAUAUGAGGAACUGGGCUUUCGAAGAUAUCAUUUCAAAGGUGAAUACGCCAGCCCCAGCGCCAACGCCAGCGGCGCCGUCCUCCAAACUGCUCUGUCCCCACAAAGACGCCGGGUGCGGGUUCACAUUCAGCCAAGCCAAAGCACGCGAGCUAGACGAGCACGCCAAUGAAUGUAUCUUCAGGGACAUGCUUUGCCCGCUUGGUGCCGCUUUCAGCAACUGUUUCUGGAUAGGUAAACUCAAAAACUUGAUGGACCACUUCAAACAGAGCCACCCUUCCAGCUGCGAGAUAGUCUCCGGCGUGGACACGGAACUCGAGCUCCCACUCACCCAAGACCUCGUCAAGGUCUACCUCGCCGCCACCGGCAAUAUGCACUUCAUCAUCACCAUGAAAAUAGACAAGACUACUAGCACUGCCUCCUGGGCCGUGCAGCAUAUCGGCAGUAAGAAAAACGCGCGUCUAUACACAUAUGAGAUUUACCUUACUAGUAAGCAGGAUGUUAGGCGGCGCUCAGUGUUGGUGGAACACUGCGUCAAUGAUGUGGUGGAGCCUUUAGAUAUUAUCAUGGAGGGGAGAUGUGCGGUUAUGCCGUUGAAAAUGCUGGCGCAUUAUGUGAUUGACAAUAAGGUUAUUUUUAAGUUAGUUAUUAAGAAGGUGCCGCCGACUUUGUAAAGGGACCACUCUAAAUAU
Molecule: messenger RNA, 871 nt
Organism: Cydia amplana
Lineage: Eukaryota; Metazoa; Arthropoda; Insecta; Lepidoptera; Tortricidae
Product: E3 ubiquitin-protein ligase sina-like
Exons: 4
Coding region: 14-853 (279 amino acids)
Biological process (GO): multicellular organism development; proteasome-mediated ubiquitin-dependent protein catabolic process
Cellular component (GO): cytoplasm
Molecular function (GO): ubiquitin protein ligase activity; zinc ion binding; ubiquitin conjugating enzyme binding
Source: RefSeq, a predicted model, not a curated record